AUGGCGGAAAUCUUAACGGAGCAGAUCGACGCUCUCAAAGAGCAUAGAUCCCCCGACCAGGGCGGCAAAGAUAUCAGACAGAAGUUACCAAAGGGCGUUGUGCUGGACAAAGAUGGGAAACCUUGCCGCACAUGCACAUCCCUCGCCGAUUGGCGUGCCCUCACAAGAAUGAAGUCAUCUUCUACCACGGCGAAUCCAGGAGCUGCAGCAGCAUCGUCAUCGUCAUCGUCAUCUACCCUUGCCAGCAAAGCCGCCAUACCAUCCACCAUAGCUGCCCUGGCCUUGACUUCCGCAUCCGCCUCCGACACCCUUGAACCGAUUCCUUCAGACUGCCCCGCAGACGUAGAAAUGCUGGGGAGAAGCACCUGGACCCUUCUACAUACGAUGGCAGCGAGCUACCCGACAACCGCAAACACACAGCAACAAGAUAACAUGCGCUCGUUUUUGUCCCUGUUCUCCAAACUGUAUCCGUGCUGGGUAUGUGCGGAUGAUUUCCGCGCAUGGAUGAAUGAUCCAAGUGGGAAGAAUAAGCCGAAGGUAAAAGGGAGGGCAGAGUUUGGCAAUUGGAUGUGUGAGGCGCAUAAUGAAGUGAAUAGAAAGCUUGGGAAAAAGGUCUUCGAUUGUGCGAAGUGGGAGGAACGAUGGCGGACAGGCUGGAAGGACGGACGAUGCGAUUAG
Messenger RNA from Ophidiomyces ophidiicola, 678 nucleotides. It is a transcript of the gene ERV1, whose product is annotated as Flavin-linked sulfhydryl oxidase of the mitochondrial IMS. NCBI's taxonomy places the organism in Eukaryota, Fungi, Ascomycota, Eurotiomycetes, Onygenales, Onygenaceae. The record is from RefSeq and is a predicted model, not a curated record. The transcript is spliced from 2 exons. The coding region runs from base 1 to 678 and encodes 225 amino acids. Gene Ontology annotation, cellular component: mitochondrion. Gene Ontology annotation, molecular function: flavin-dependent sulfhydryl oxidase activity; flavin adenine dinucleotide binding.